GCACAUGACAGCCCGCUUGGACUUUGUCAAAAGGCACCUAAAGACUCAGACCAUGAGAAACAAGAUUCUCUGGUCUGAUGAAAUCAAGAUUGAACUAUUUAACAUGAAUGCCAAGCAUCACAUCUGGAGGAAACCUGGCACCAUCCCAAUGGUGAAGCAUGGUGGUGACAGCAUCAUGCUGUGGGGAGGUUUUUCAGCAACAGAGACUGGGAGACUAGUCGGGAUCAAGGGAAAGAUCUCUGAAUGUUCUUGAGUGGCCCAGCCAGAGCCCCGACUUGAACCCAAUCGACCAUCUCUGAAAAGACCUGAAAAUAGCUGUGUAGCGACGCUCCCCAUCCAACCUGACAGAGCUUGAGAGGAUCUGCAGAGAAGAAUGGGAGAAACUGCCAAAAUACAGGUGUGCCAAGCUUGUAGCGUUAUACCCAAGAAGACUUGAGGCUGUAAUCACUGUCAAAGGUGCUUCAACAAAGUACUGAGUAAAGGGUCUGAAUACUUAUAUAAAUGUGAUAUUUCCGGUUUUUAUUUGUAAUAAAUUAGCAAAAAAAAAAUAACAGUUUUUGCUUUGUCAUUAUGGGAUAUUGUGUGUAGAUUGAUGAGGGGGGAAAAAAAACAAUUUAAUCCAUUUUAGAAUAAGGCUGUAAGGUAACAAAAGGUGGAAAGGUCAAGGGGUCUAAAUACUUCUGAAGUUACUGUGUGUAUACUGCCGCUACUCAUUAGCCACGAAGCAUCUGGGUCGUGACCUGACAGAGUAGCUGACGCUCUCUGUUCUGUUAAUGAUAAAGCUUCUGAUUACUGGACCCUGCUCUGCACUUCAAUGGAUUCAUAGUGUUUGUGUCCCAAAUGGCUCUCUUUUCCCUUUAUAGUGCACUACUUUUGACCAGAGCUCUGUGUAGGGAAUAGGGAGCCAUUUAUAGUGCACUACUUUUGACCUGAGCUCUAUGUAGGGAAUAGGGAGCCAUUUAUAGUGCACUACUUUUGACCAGAGCUCUAUGUAGGGAAUAGGGAGCCAUUUAGGGCGUGUGGAGUGUUUCUAGGACUCUGGACAUCUUAUCUGAGACUGAGAGAGAAGCCAUCUGUUCAGGGACUGACUUAUUCAUGUCCUAUCUGGUUUAUGAGGAUAAGUGUGUGUGCGGCAUAUUUGACUUUUUCCUGAUGGGUUUCCAUGCAAUCAUUAAUGCUGUAAAUGUGUAUCUACAGUAUGUCUCCUAUUAACUUAGAACAUUCUACAGUGAUGUUAUGAAACCCAAUGGAACUGUCAGGAAGUGGAGGAAGAACACAAUGUAGCUAUUCUAGUUGAGAAUCUCUCUGACUAGGACUAUAAUAGAACAGGAGAGGUAGAUUCUACCCAGAGAGAAGGUGGAUUAAGAUUUAAAGGUUCUACCCAGAGAAGGUGGACUAAGAUGUAAAGGUUCUACUCAGAGAGAAGGUGGACUAAGAUUUAAAGGUUCUACCCAGAGAGAAGGUGGACUAAGAUUGAAAGGUUCUACCCAGAGAUAAAGUGGAUUAAGAUUUAAAGGUUCUACCCAGAGAGAAGGUGGACUAAGAUUUAAAGGUUCUACCCAGAGAGGGUGGAUUAAGAUUGAAAGGUUCUACCCAGAGAGGGUGGAUUAAGAUUUUAAGGUUCUACCCAGAGAGAGGGUGGACUAAGAUUUAAAGGUUCUACCCAGAGAGAGGGUGGACUAAGAUUGAAAGGUUCUACCCAGAGAGAAGGUGGACUAAGAUUUAAAGGUUCUACCCAGAGAGAAAGUGGAUUAAGAUUGAAAGGUUCUACCCAGAGAGAAGGUGGACUAAGAUUGAAAGGUUCUACCCAGAGAUAAAGUGGAUUAAGAUUUAAAGGUUCUACCCAGAGAGAAGGUGGACUAAGAUUUAAAGGUUCUACCCAGAGAGGGUGGAUUAAGAUUGAAAGGUUCUACCCAGAGAGGGUGGAUUAAGAUUUUAAGGUUCUACCCAGAGAGAGGGUGGACUAAGAUUUAAAGGUUCUACCCAGAGAGAGGGUGGACUAAGAUUGAAAGGUUCUACCCAGAGAGAAGGUGGACUAAGAUUUAAAGGUUCUACCCAGAGAGAAAGUGGAUUAAGAUUGAAAGGUUCUACCCAGAGAGAAGGUGGACUAAGAUUUAAAGGUCCUACCCAGAGAAAAGGUGGAUUAAGAUUUAAAGGAGAUGUAUAGUUAACAUAUAGCUAACGGCAACAUUGGCUCUAUACAGAUAUCAAUAGAUGCUUUAGGAGUUAGUAGGUUAAGGACCAGAUUACAUGCAGUAGGAGUUAGCAGGUUAAGGACCAGAUUACAUGCAGUAGGAGUUAGCAGGUUAAGGACCAGAUUACAUGCAGUAGGAGUUAGCAGGUUAAGGACCAGAUUACAUGCAGUAGGAGUUAGCAGGUUGAGGACCAGAUUACAUGCAGUAGGAGUUAGCAGGUUAAGGACCAGAUUACAUGCAGUAGGAGUUAGUAUGUUAAGGACCAGAUUACAUGCAGUAGGAGUUAGCAGGUUAAGGACCAGAUUACAUGCAGUAGGAGUUAGUAGGUUAAGGACCAGAUUACAUGCGGUAGGAGUUAGCAGGUUAAGGAUCAGAUUACAUGCAGUAGGAGUUAGCAGGUUAAGGAUCAGAUUACAUGCAGUAGGAGUUAGCAGGUUAAGGAUCAGAUUACAUGCAGUAGGAGUUAGCAGGUUAAGGACCAGAUUACAUGCAGUAGGAGUUAUUAGCAGGUUAAGGACCAGAUUACAUGCAGUAGGAGUUAGCAGGUUGAGGACCAGAUUACAUGCAGUAGGAGUUAGCAGGUUGAGGACCAGAUUACAUGCAGUAGGAGUUAGCAGGUUAAGGACCAGAUUACAUGCAGUAGGAGUUAGCAGGUUGAGGACCAGAUUACAUGCAGUAGGAGUUAGCAGGUUGAGGACCAGAUUACAUGCAGUAGGAGUUAGCAGGUUGAGGACCAGAUUACAUGCAGUAGGAGUUAGCAGGUUAAGGACCAGAUUACAUGCAGUAGGAGUUAGCAGGUUAAGGACCAGAUUACAUGCAGUAGGAGUUAGCAGGUUAAGGGCCAGAUUACAUGCAGUAGGAGUUAGCAGGUUAAGGACCAGAUUACAUGCAGUAGGAGUUAGCAGGUUAAGGACCAGAUUACAUGCAGUAGGAGUUAGCAGGUUAAGGACCAGAUUACAUGCAGUAGGAGUUAGCAGGUUAAGGACCAGAUUACAUGCAGUAGGAGUUAGCAGGUUAAGGACCAGAUUACAUGCAGUAGGAGUUAGCAGGUUAAGGAUCAGAUUACAUGCAGUAGGAGUUAGCAGGUUAAGGAUCAGAUUACAUGCAGUAGCAGUUAGCAGGUUAAGGAUCAGAUUACAUGCAGUAGGAGUUAGCAGGUUAAGGACCAGAUUACAUGCAGUAGGAGUUAGCAGGUUAAGGACCAGAUUACAUGCAGUAGGAGUUAGCAGGUUAAGGACCAGAUUACAUGCAGUAGGAGUUAGCAGGUUAAGGACCAGAUUACAUGCAGUAGGAGUUAGCAGGUUAAGGACCAGAUUACAUGGAGUAGGAGUUAGCAGGUUAAGGACCAGAUUACAUGCAGUAGCAGUUAGCAGGUUAAGGACCAGAUUACAUGCAGUAGGAGUUAGCAGGUUGAGGAUCAGAUUACAUGCAGUAGGAGUUAGCAGGUUAAGGACCAGAAUACAUGCAGUAGGAGUUAGCAGGUUGAGGACCAGAUUACAUGCAGUAGGAGUUAGCAGGUUGAGGACCAGAUUACAUGCAGUAGGAGUUAGCAGGUUAAGGAUCAGAUUACAUGCAGUAGGAGUUAGCAGGUUAAGGACUAGAUUACAUGCAGUAGGAGUUAGCAGGUUAAGGACCAGAUUACAUGCAGUGGGAGUUAGCAGGUUAAGGACCAGAUUACAUGCAGUGGGAGUUAGCAGGUUAAGGAUCAGAUUACAUGCAGUAGGAGUUAGCAGGUUAAGGACCAGAUUACAUGCAGUAGGAGUUUACAUGCAGUAGGAGUUAGCAGGUUAAGGACCAGAUUACAUGCAGUAGGAGUUAGCAGGUUAAGGACCAGAUUACAUGCAGUAGGAGUUAGCAGGUUAAGGACCAGAUUACAUGCAGUAGGAGUUAGCAGGUUAAGGAUCAGAUUACAUGCAGUAGGAGUUAGCAGGUUAAGGACCAGAUUACAUGCAGUAGGAGUUAGCAGGUUAAGGACCAGAUUACAUGCAGUAGGAAUUAGCAGGUUGAGGACCAGAUUACAUGCAGUAGGAGUUAGCAGGUUGAGGACCAGAUUACGUGCAGUAGGAGUUAGCAGGUUAAGGACCAGAUUACAUGCAGUAGGAGUUAGCAGGUUAAGGACCAGAUUACAUGCAGUAGGAGUUAGCAGGUUAAGGACCAGAUUACAUGCAGUAGGAGUUAGCAGGUUAAGGAUCAGAUUACAUGCAGUAGGAGUUAGCAGGUUAAGGACCAGAUUACAUGCAGUAGGAGUUAGCAGAAGGAUCAGAUUACAUGCAGUAGGAGUUAGCAGGUUAAGGACCAGAUUACAUGCAGUAGGAGUUAGCAGGUUAAGGACCAGAUUACAUGCAGUAGGAGUUAGCAGGUUAAGGACCAGAUUACAUGCAGUAGGAGUUAGCAGAGUUAGUGGUCCAGUCAGACAGGACAGUGAUCUACAGGGUUAGUGAUAUAGUGUUGUGGUCCAGUCAGACAGGACAGUGAUCUACAGGGUUAGUGAUAUAGUGUUGUGGUCCAGUCAGACAGGACAGUGAUCUACAGGGUUAGUGAUAAAGUGUUGUGGUACAGUCAGACAGGACAGUGAUCUACAGGGUUAGUGAUAUAGUGUUGUGGUCCAGUCAGACAGGACAGUGAUCUACAGGGUUAGUGUCUCUGUGGUGGUGAUCUCGCUCGCUCUCUCAGGGGACUAAUGCUGCCAUAGUAACACAUAGCCCUGGUUGCUAGGGUUACCAGAAGCAUGUCCUGAUGUAAACUCGCUGUGACAACUCAGCGACAGCUUAAUAAGAGGGGAGAUGGUGCGUUUAGCACAGAGACACACAUAGAGACCGACACGCACACACACAGGCACGCACACACAAAUACACACACAGGCACGCACACACUAAUACGCACACAGACAGCCACAGAGGCCAAUUGUGGUGGGGUUUAACAGUAUUUCUUAUUAAUAUUAUCCAAUCAGUUUCUCUCUGACAGACUGCAUGGAGACAGGUCAAUGACUCACCCUGUCACAGGCCACUCACACACAGGCCCCCGCCUGGACCAAUUACAUAACCAUCUGAAGUAAAUCAUCUCGUUCACUGUCUGAGUUUCCUCUCAAAUAUGACCUGUUAUAACCCCACCCCCCUCUCUCUCUCUCUCUCUGUGUGUCUCUCUCUCUGUCUCUCUCUCUCUCUCUGUGUGUCUCUGUGUCUCUCUCUCUGUGUGUCUCUCUCUCUGUGUCUCUCUCUCUCUCUCUGUGUCUCUGUGUCUCUCUCUCUCUCUCUCUGUGUCUCUCUCUCUCUCUCUCUCUCUGUGUCUCUCUCUCUCUCUCUGUGUCUCUCUCUCUCUCUGUGUCUCUCUCUCUCUCUCUGUGUCUC
Salvelinus fontinalis (brook trout) is the source of this 5542-nucleotide messenger RNA. RefSeq names its product putative protein FAM47C. Lineage: Eukaryota; Metazoa; Chordata; Actinopteri; Salmoniformes; Salmonidae. The record is from RefSeq and is a predicted model, not a curated record. The coding region runs from base 2448 to 3971 and encodes 507 amino acids. The transcript is spliced from 6 exons.